This is a messenger RNA of Podarcis muralis (Common wall lizard), 4761 nucleotides long. RefSeq names its product Rap guanine nucleotide exchange factor 4 (gene RAPGEF4). Lineage: Eukaryota; Metazoa; Chordata; Lepidosauria; Squamata; Lacertidae. The record is from RefSeq and is a predicted model, not a curated record. Gene Ontology annotation, cellular component: plasma membrane. Gene Ontology annotation, biological process: Ras protein signal transduction. Gene Ontology annotation, molecular function: guanyl-nucleotide exchange factor activity.
CGCCAGCCUCUGCGCCAAGCAGCGUAGAGCCGAGGCCCCUCUUCUUCUUCAUUGCCGAGGCUGACUUCAGGGGUUUAUAUUUAGCCCAUUGUGUCCAAAGGGAGACUGCAGCGCUCGCAGAACAGACCCGCCGCGCGAGCCCAGGGAAGGGGGGAGAAGGCGGGCGCCUAGGUGACAGAGACGGACGAGCCAGGUGGCGCUGCUUGCCGACUGCGCAGCGGCGGGGCGACGCGGGGAGGCGGCUGCAGGCGGGAGCCCCUCCAGGCUGCGGGCAGGGAGGCGCUGAAGGUGCCGGCGAGGCAGCGCCAAGGAGCAGCAGGCAGCGGGGAGGAAGGGAGCCGAGCCGAGCAGCCACCCACCGCGGCGGCGGCGGCAGCAUCAGUAGCCGCCUGGGUCGGUGCCCUGGGAAAAGAUGGUCGCUGCUCACACUUCCCAUUCUUCCUCCUCCAGCGAGUGGAUCGCUUGCCUGGAUAAAAGGCCUUUGGAGCGCUCUGGUGAAGAUGUGGAUAUUAUAUUCACCCGGCUGAAAGAAGUGAAAGCUUUUGAGAAGUUUCAUCCAAAUCUUCUGCAGCAAAUAUGUCUCUGUGGCUAUUACGAAAAUCUGGAAAAGGGAAUUACAUUAUUUCGCCAAGGUGAUAUUGGAACAAAUUGGUAUGCCGUGCUGACGGGAUCUUUGGAUGUUAAAGUUUCUGAUACGAGCAACCAUCAGGAUGCUGUGACAAUAUGCACAUUGGGAAUAGGAACAGCUUUCGGAGAGUCAAUUUUGGAUAACACCCCUCGCCAUGCCACUAUUGUUACAAGGGAGAACAGCGAGCUGCUGCGGAUUGAACAGAAGGAUUUCAAGGCACUUUGGGAGAAAUACCGACAGUACAUGUCAGGACUUCUGGCUCCUCCUUAUGGUGUUAUGGAAACUGGCUCCAACAAUGACAGAAUGCCCGACAAGGAUAACAUGUCAAGUAGUAGUCUGUGCUCAAUCUCUAAAAACUGCAAUAAGACUCCUUUCAUUGAUCAUCACAUCCCAGUCCGUCCAGCUACAGCCAAUGUAGAGGUUCCAUCAGAAAGAAUUCUUCAAGCUGGGAAAGUAUUACGGAACGCCAUCCUCUCCCGAGCCCCUCACAUGAUAAGAGACCGUAAAUAUCACCUGAAGACGUACAGACAGUGCUGUGUAGGAACAGAACUGGUAGACUGGAUAAUGCAGCAGAGUUCGUGCGUUCAUUUACGGACGCAGGCGGUUGGCAUGUGGCAAGUAUUGUUGGAAGAAGGUGUUCUCAAUCACGUGGAUCAAGAACAAAACUUCCAGGACAAAUACUUGUUUUAUCGGUUUUUGGACGAUGAGCAUGAAGAUGCCCCGAUGCCAACUGAGGAAGAGAAGAAAGAAUGCGAUGAAGAACUGCAAGACACCAUGCUUCUCCUCUCGCAGAUUGGACCAGACGCCCAUAUGAGGAUGAUCCUCAGAAAGCCGCCUGGCCAGAGAACUGCUGAUGACCUAGAAAUUAUAUAUGAAGAACUUCUGCACAUUAAAGCUUUGUCUCAUCUUUCAACAACAGUAAAGCGGGAGCUAGCAGGUGUUCUAGUGUUUGAGUCACAUCCCAAAGCAGGAACCGUCUUAUUUAAUCAGGGAGAAGAAGGAACUUCUUGGUACAUUAUUCUGAAAGGAUCAGUCAAUGUAGUCAUUUAUGGCAAGGGCGUGGUAUGUACCCUACACGAAGGCGAUGAUUUUGGCAAGCUAGCAUUAGUGAACGAUGCUCCUAGAGCUGCUUCCAUUGUUCUGCGAGAAGAUAACUGCCACUUCUUGAGAGUCGACAAGGAAGACUUUAAUAGGAUACUGCGGGAUGUCGAAGCAAACACAGUCAGGCUUAAGGAACAUGACCAAGAUGUCUUGGUACUCGAGAAGAUCCCAGCAGGAAACAGGGCUCCUAAUCAAGGAAACUCACAGCCUCCUCAGCACAAGUAUAUCGUGAUGUCAGGAACGCCCGAGAAAAUUCUAGAACACUUCCUCGAAACAAUGCGUCUCGAAUCAGCAUUAAGCGAAGGAACAGAUGCUGGUGUACUUGAUUUUGUUAUGAUGCAUUGCAUAUUCAUGCCAAAUAAUCAGCUUUGUCCGGCUUUGAUGGCUCAUUACCACGCUCAGCCUUCGCAGGGUACGGAGCAAGAAAAAAUGGAUUAUGCCCUAAACAACAAACGGCGAGUCAUUCGCUUAGUGCUGCAAUGGGCUGCUUUGUAUGGAGAUGUCCUGCAAGAGGACGAAGCGGCAAUGGCCUUUCUGGAGGAGUUUUAUGUAUGUGUAUCAGAUGAUACAAGGAUGAUUACAGCCCUCAAAGAGCAACUACCAGAGCUAGAGAAGACUAUGAAACAAAUAUCAGAAGAAGCUAAAGCACCACAGAAAAAGCACAAAGUUCUCUUGCAGCACUUCAACACGAGUGACGAAAGAACGCAAAAACGACAGCCCAUAAGGGGAAGCGAUGAACUUUUGUUCAAGGUGUACUGCAUCGACCAAACCUACACGACAAUCCGCAUUCCAGUGUUGUCUUCCGUAAAAGAAGUUAUCAGUGCUGUAGCUGACAAGCUGGGCUCUGGAGACGGCUUGAUAUUAGUAAAGAUGAGCUCGGGAGGAGAAAAGGUGGUGCUAAAACCCAACGAUGUUUCGGUGUUUACAACGCUCAGUGUUAACGGACGCCUCUUUGCUUGCCCUCGAGACCAGUUUGACUCACUGGUUCCACUGCAGGAACAAGAAGGCCCAUCGACUGGGACUGUGGGAAUGUUUGAACUCAUGAGCUCCAAAGACUUAGCGUAUCAAAUGACCAUUUAUGAGUGGGAGCUUUUCAACUGCGUGCAUGAGUUGGAACUGGUCUACCACACAUUUGGGAGACACAAUUUUAAGAAGACCACAGCAAAUUUGGAUUUGUUUUUGCGAAGGUUCAAUGAACUCCAGUUCUGGGUAGUCACAGAGAUUUGUCUUUGUUCCCAACUCAGCAAACGUGUCCAGCUCUUAAAGAAGUUCAUCAAGAUUGCAGCCCAUUGCAAGGAAUACAAAAACUUGAAUUCCUUUUUCGCUUUGAUCAUGGGACUGAGCAACGUCGCGGUAAGCCGCCUCACAAUGACAUGGGAGAAACUUCCGAGCAAGUUCAAGAAGAUCUAUGCAGAGUUUGAAAGCUUAAUGGAUCCAUCAAGAAAUCACAGGGCCUACAGACUGACGGUAGCUAAACUUCAACCUCCCGUUAUUCCAUUCAUGCCUUUACUCAUAAAAGACAUGACAUUUAUCCAUGAAGGGAACAAGACCUUCAUCGACAAUCUAGUGAACUUUGAAAAAAUGCGUAUGAUUUCAAAAACCGUUAGGACAGUGAAAUUCUGCCGGAGCCAGCCUUUCAAUCCCGACGCAUCUCUGGUGAAUAAGAACCAUCAGGAUGUCCGGAGUUACGUUCGGCAAUUAAGUGUGAUUGACAACCAGAGGACUUUAUCACAGAUGUCGCACCGGCUAGAACCACGACGUGCUUAAAACCUUUCAAGUGAUUACACCUUCCCCUUUCCCUCCGGUACAAGGUCAUUUGUUCGACUUUCUGUGCUACUGCACUGCCACUGCAAAAAUAAGCAACAACAGAUUCUAACAUCUUAGGUAAUUAACGCACAAUGGUACCUGCCUUCCCUGAGAAAUAGCAGAGGCUGUUUGAAGAGGUCGUGAGCUGUAGCUGGGAGAUUACUGGUGUUAUAUAUACUUCUGGUUCGUUUUGAAACACACGAAACGUCUUGUAUAUAAAAUAAAUCUUUAUUUAAGAAAUUAAAAAGGAGGAGAGAAAAAGAGGACACCCAAAGCAAAAUGGUAUAACAGCUGGUGAAAAGUUGAACCUAUAACCUCUGCCGUUUCCAGUGAAUGUAUAGGUGGGUUCUCUUAUCUAAUAAAAGAAAUAGCAGUAUUUUCUAAUACAUUAUCAAACUGAAGGCCAACUUCUGCCCUUGGUUUUGCAUGUUUGGCUCUCAAGAGCUUCAGUAGCAAAAGAAAAAUUAAAAAUAAAAUACCUAAUGGCAGAAAACAAGGUACAGUUACGAAUUGCCAUGGCUUUAGUAUUCAGAGAAUAGUCAAAAAAAGCCUUUCCCUGUAAGAGAAUUAUAUUUUUUAAGUCAGCUCUUAACCACAUUUGCCUUACUACAGUAGAGCAUUGUGGCCACUUAAGUUAACCUGAGCAUUGACUGGGCCUCUAAUACUUAGGUACAUAUUUGUUUACAUUUCAUUUCCUUUGGGAUUUUUCUUUAAACUGCCAAUCAGGAUUUUACAAAAUGCCAGGAAAAAAGUAAUGAUAGUUUGGAGGAGGGGGGGGAGCAUUAAAAACUUGCAAAAAACAACAACAACCCACAACACUUCUUCAGAAAGAGCACAAUAUGCACAACAUAUUUUCAAAAUAAUAAUGUUUCUUUUUUCCUGGGCACUGAAACCUUCAACAAUCAGCUACACCUUUGGGCUGAUUAGGUUUGUCUUUUCUGGAUUUUAAACUUUACAAAAUAUCCUCCGAUUUUCAGGAACCGUUUUGCACUUUUAAGUAGGCAGUAUACAGAAACGUCAGUUCAUUGUGAGGAUUAUUUAUUUCUUUACGUGUUCGUUGUUGCGCCACAACAAAUUACUUUAAUCUUGUUUUAUUCAGCAUGUAAUUGAAGUACAAUUUGGUCUUUGUACUGUACACGCUCUACAUUUCAUGGCUACGAGGAGUGUGUGGUAUGUUUUAUGUAAAUAAAAUGCACUGUCUUCAUUAAACGUAACUGCCGAUGAAA